Molecule: messenger RNA, 863 nt
Organism: Nelumbo nucifera (sacred lotus)
Lineage: Eukaryota; Viridiplantae; Streptophyta; Magnoliopsida; Proteales; Nelumbonaceae
Source: RefSeq, a predicted model, not a curated record
AUGUUUCAAUUAAUUUAUGCAUUUACAGUGGUUCCUACUUACGGUGGUUUGAUAAAGGAAAGGUAUUACUUUGUUCCAAGAGAGAAAAAAUCACAGAAUGCAUCAAGACCAAAUCGUGUGGUAACUCACCCUAUUAAGGAAGGAGGUUGGUGGAAGGCUACACAAGGCAGUAAAAAGAUUUUUGAUGAAAAAAGGAGGAUCGUGGGAUACAAGAAGAGUCUUGUGUUCUACCGAUACAAGAAGGAUACUAAGAAAUCUAGCAAAUCUGGAGAAAAAACCAACUGGAUUAUGCAUGAGUUCCGCCUUGCAGAAGAUGAUGGACAAGCAGGUGGCAAGUUCCAACAGUGGGUCCUCUGUAGAAUUAAAGAGAACAAGAAAGAAGGUGUUGAUAAAGAAGAAAGGCAAGGAGGAGGAAGAGGAGAAAACAUGGUCGGGGAUUAUAGGAAUCUCAAUGAUGCAUUUGUGUCCUUAAUCCCAUCUUUAGAACAAGGAAAUGAACAUCAGCAAGAAACAGUAUUGGAAAAUCAACAGGGUGUACCAGUGUUUUUAGUGGAUGAGGAAGAGACAGAAAUGAAUGAACUGGUGGAGAUGAUUGAAAAUUCUCUUAGCUAUUCUCCGAAAGUUCAUACAGCUCAUGCCAGUGUAGACAUUGAAGAACAACAACAACAGCUACCACAACCACAACAAGAGGACAAUGCAGUUCUUAUGCAGGAGCAUAUCUACUCUGAUGGAGUGUUCUACCAGCAGCAGCAACAACCACUAUUGCCACAACCACAGCCCAUGGAGAUAACACUACAGUCAAGUCAACAAGAAAAUAAUGAUGUGAAUCUUGUGUAUAAUGUGAUCCAUGUUAUGAUAUUUGG